AUGAAGACUUUUUCAAGCUUCUUUCUCUCUGUAUCUACUCUCUUCUUUUUCUUCUCUCUUUCCUUCCAAGCUUCACCAUCUCAGUCUCUAUACAGAGAAAUCCAUCAGCUCAUAAGCUUCAAAAACGUUCUUCCCGACAAGAAUCUUCUCCCGGACUGGUCUCCCAACAAAAACCCCUGUACUUUCGACGGCGUCACUUGCAGAGACGACAAGGUUUCUUCGAUUGAUCUCAGCUACAAGCCUCUCAACGUCGGAUUCAGCGCCGUGGCUUCCUCUCUCUUGUCUCUCACCGGAUUGGAAUCACUGUUUCUCUCAAACUGCAACAUCAACGGCACCAUUUCUGGUUUCAAGUGCUCUGCUUCUCUCACCAGCUUGGAUCUAUCGAAGAACUCUAUUUCGGGCCCUGUAUCCUCUCUGUCGAACCUUGGCUCUUGCAUCGCACUGAAGUCUCUCAACGUCUCCUCCAAUACCCUUGAUUUUCCGGGGAAAGUUUCAGGUGGUUUGAAGCUUAAUAGCUUGGAAGUUCUGGAUCUCUCCGCGAAUACGCUCUCCGGUGCUAACGUCGUCGGUUGGGUUCUCUCCGAUGGCUGCGGAGAGUUGAAGCACUUUGCGAUUAGCGGAAACAAAAUCAGCGGCGACGUGGAUGUUUCUCGUUGCGCGAAUCUCGAGUUUCUCGAUGUUUCCUCGAACAAUUUCUCCUCCGGGAUUCCAUCUCUCGGAGAUUGCUCUGCUCUGCAGCAUCUCGACAUCUCCGGGAACAAAUUGUCCGGCGAUUUCUCCCGUGCUAUCUCCUCUUGCACGGAGCUCAGGUCGUUGAACGUCUCCGGUAACCAAUUCGGCGGACCCAUCCCGUCGCUUCCUCUGAAAAGCCUCGAGUACCUCUCUCUAGCCGAGAAUAAAUUCACCGGCGAGAUCCCGGAGUUUCUCUCCGGCGCGUGUGAUACACUCACCGGACUCGAUCUCUCCGGGAACGACUUGUACGGUACAGUUCCUCCUUUCCUCGGCUCUUGUUCACUUUUGGAAUCACUCGCGUUGUCGGGUAACAACUUCUCCGGCGAGUUGCCGAUGGAUACGUUACUGAAGAUGAGAGGACUCAAGGUACUCGAUCUGUCGUUCAACGAAUUUUCCGGCGAGUUGCCGGAGUCUCUGACGAAUCUCUCCGCUUCGCUGCUAACGCUAGAUCUCAGCUCCAACAAUAUCUCCGGCCCGAUUCUCCCUAAUCUCUGCCGGAACCCGAAAAAUACUCUCCAGGAGCUUUACCUUCAGAACAAUGGCUUCACCGGGAAGAUUCCACCGACUUUAAGUAACUGUACCGAGCUCGUUUCGCUUCACCUGAGCUUCAACUACCUCACCGGGACAAUCCCGUCGAGCUUUGGCUCUCUAUCGAAGCUCCGGGAUCUGAAACUAUGGCUGAAUAUGCUUGAAGGAGAGAUCCCUCAGGAGCUCAUGAAUGUCAAGACCUUGGAGACUCUGAUUCUCGACUUCAACGACCUGACCGGUGAAAUCCCUUCCGGUUUAAGCAACUGUGUCAAUCUGAACUGGAUUUCACUGUCGAAUAACCGGUUAACCGGUCAGAUUCCAAGGUGGAUCGGCCGGUUAGAGAAUCUCGCCAUCCUCAAGCUGAGCAACAAUUCUUUCUACGGAAACAUUCCAGCUGAGCUCGGGGACUGCAGGAGCUUAAUCUGGCUCGACCUCAACACGAACAAUUUCAACGGAACGAUUCCGGCGGAAAUGUUCAAACAGUCCGGGAAAAUCGCAGCGAAUUUCAUCGCCGGGAAGAGGUACGUUUACAUCAAAAACGACGGGAUGAAGAAACAGUGUCACGGCGCUGGUAACUUGCUCGAGUUUCAAGGGAUCAGACCGGAGCUGCUUAACCGGGUUUCCACGAGGAACCCUUGUAAUUUCACCAGAGUCUACGGAGGUCACACUUCGCCGACGUUUGAUAACAACGGCUCGAUGAUGUUCCUCGACAUGUCUUACAACAUGUUGUCGGGAUACAUACCGAAGGAGAUCGGUUCGAUGCCUUAUCUGUUUAUCCUCAACUUGGGUCACAACUUUCUCUCCGGUUCGAUUCCUGACGAGGUCGGUGAGCUGAGAGGGUUAAACAUUCUGGAUCUUUCAAGCAAUAAGCUAGACGGGAGGAUUCCUCAAGCCAUGUCAGCGCUUACUAUGCUCACGGAGAUCGACUUGUCCAACAAUUUGUUAUCCGGUCCGAUUCCUGCGAUGGGUCAGUUCGAGACUUUCCCUCCGGUUAAGUUCUUGAACAAUUCCGGUCUUUGUGGCUAUCCGCUUCCGCAGUGUGGUCCGGCAAACGGAGUCGGUGACGCUCGUCGUUCGAGGUCUCACGGGAGGAAACCGGCGUCUCUCGCCGGUAGCGUGGCGAUGGGGUUGUUGUUCUCUUUCGUAUGCAUCUUCGGGCUUAUCCUCGUUGGCAGAGAGAUGAGGAAGAGACGGAGGAAGAAAGAGGCGGCGUUGGAGAUGUACGCGGAAGGGAAUGGAAACUCCGGUGAGAGAACCGCUAACAACACGAACUGGAAGCUCACCGGAGCUAAAGAGGCCUUGAGUAUCAAUCUCGCAGCUUUCGAGAAGCCAUUGCGGAAACUCACGUUCGCGGAUCUUCUCGAGGCCACAAACGGAUUCCACAACGAUAGUAUGAUUGGUUCCGGUGGGUUCGGAGAUGUUUACAAGGCGAUUUUGAAAGAUGGAAGCGCGGUUGCGAUCAAGAAGCUGAUCCACGUUAGUGGUCAGGGAGAUAGAGAGUUCACGGCGGAGAUGGAAACGAUCGGGAAGAUCAAACACCGGAACCUUGUUCCGCUUCUCGGUUACUGCAAAGUCGGAGAAGAGAGGCUUCUUGUGUAUGAGUUCAUGAAGUACGGGAGCUUGGAAGAUGUGUUGCACGACCCGAAGAAAGCCGGCGUGAAACUAAACUGGUCCAUGCGACGGAAAAUCGCGAUUGGAUCGGCUAGAGGACUUGCGUUUCUUCACCACAACUGCAUUCCUCAUAUCAUCCACAGAGACAUGAAGUCAAGCAAUGUGUUGCUCGAUGAGAACUUGGAAGCUAGGGUUUCGGAUUUCGGUAUGGCGCGGCUGAUGAGUGCGAUGGACACGCAUUUGAGCGUCAGUACGUUAGCCGGUACACCUGGUUACGUUCCUCCUGAGUAUUACCAAAGUUUCAGGUGUUCAACGAAAGGAGACGUUUAUAGUUACGGUGUGGUCUUACUCGAGCUGCUUACCGGUAAACGGCCGACCGAUUCGCCGGAUUUUGGAGAUAAUAACCUUGUUGGAUGGGUGAAGCAGCACGCGAAGCUGCGGAUCAGCGACGUGUUUGAUCCGGAGCUGAUGAAGGAAGAUCCAGCGCUAGAGAUUGAGCUUUUACAGCAUUUGAAAGUUGCGGUUGCGUGUUUGGAUGAUCGGGCUUGGAGGAGACCGACUAUGAUACAAGUCAUGGCCAUGUUUAAGGAGAUACAAGCAGGGUCAGGGCUAGAUUCACAGUCGACGAUCGGAUCAAUAGAGGAUGGAGGAUUCAGUACAAUAGAGAUGGUUGAUAUGAGUAUUAAAGAAGUUCCUGAAGGAAAAUUAUGA
This is a messenger RNA of Microthlaspi erraticum, 3582 nucleotides long. Lineage: Eukaryota; Viridiplantae; Streptophyta; Magnoliopsida; Brassicales; Brassicaceae. The record is from the annotation of a GenBank genome assembly.